CUUUGGUAAUAUCGUGGGGAAAGUUUUGCUGAGCAGCUGUAAGUUUGUGUUUUUGUUAUUAUAAGUUUUUUUUAAUAUCGAAAAGAGUGGGUAAAAUCUGAACUCGCUCGCUACGGCGAAAAGGAGCGAAUUAAGCGGUGAAUUCAGCGGCUGCAGGACAAUCAAUCCCUUCGCUUCGACAGCGAAGUUCCAUGGAGCGAAAAUGAAACGCAGCACCAUAAACCAGCAGGUGGCCUCUAGAAUGGCCAGUCUGGAGCAGAAGUACCAUGCCAGUCUGGAGCGGUGUUUGCAAAAGGGUGAAGAUGCACUGAUAUGCCGAGAUGUGGAGCUCUGUGAGCAUGUGGAGGUUGUUCUGCGAACAGGUAACACUCAGGUACUGCUUGGCCCCAUGACCUUGGAUUCUCAGACCUUGGACAUGCUUUCUGUCAUGGAGACGUCGCUGCAGAACCCUGGUGCCAGCCUUGAAGGAGUUGAAAGGACCUUUGAAGUUCUAGAACUGGCUGCGCUCAACCUGUAUCUGUGUCCAUGGAGGAAAGAGUACAGAGUGGUCAAGAUGUUCUCUGGAACGUUCACACACCAGGUGAGUCCUGUGUUGUCCAAGCAGCAAACCAAGGAGCUUUUUGGAUUGCUUGGAUACCAGGCAGUGGCAGGGCACAGCCAGUGCGAAGAGCUGGAACUGAAGGGGUCACCCCUUCCUGCUAAGUUCCUGCUCCGCUUUGCAUGUCUAUUCUUCAUUGCACGCUGUGAGUGCCGCCUGCUGUAUUCAGUGGCAAAAGUGCUAGGAGGGCGACAAACACUGGAGCUGGCCCUGGUGCAGGAGAGGCAAAGAGGUUGCAGCCUGGAGAGGGCGCAACAGAGCCUACAAAGCAAGAUGGAGAUGUCACAGCAAGGAGAGAACGCUGAGGAUGAGCUGGACCUGUACACUGCUGAAGCAUCCAAUGGUGAGAGCGGAUUAGGGAGUGCGACAAAGACUCAGGCCUCCUUCCUGAGACAGAGUCUGCACCCUUCCUGUGGUGGCAGUGAGCUCUCUGUAGGGAGUAGCAGUUUAGCUUUUGGUAGUAAAGCACUUUCGAUUUCCACAUUCCAACACCAGGUGACUGGGGAUGGGUGGUCAGGAUCAUCGAAAGCACCCUACUUUACUCACCAGAGGGGUAAAAUGAAGUCUACAGCAGCUGAUGCACUGCAUGGUGUAGCAGAGGUGUUGCCCACUCCUUAUUCCACUAAAAAUAUCAAAGGUGUGUGCCAGAAACAGUGCCUUACCUGCAAUUGCAGUGGGAGCAACCUGUACACAUUUCUGUGUGAGCAGUGCCAUGUGCAUCACAACAGUGGAUGUCUAAACCUGAGAAGAUGUGAAGAGAAGGGGCAUGCCACCCAACUUUCCUCCCUUAGUGAUACAGCCAAGCUGACGAUGACAGGCAGAAAGGUGUCAACACUUCCAAAGGAAAGAGCCAGUGGGGAGGAGGAGCUAGAAGAAAAAGCAAGGGGAGGGCCUGUUGAGUGGCACACCUGCAUAGUGAAAGAAGCUCUGUCUCUUUUCUUCUGUCACACCUGCAACCUUGUUCAUGAUGUUCUCUGUGUGGAAGCCUGCCUGCAGCAGCACCAUGAACUUCUGGAAUUGUCAGUCCUUGGAGUAAACUUCAGCUCUGUACAUGUCAUGCUACACCACUGUUUGCUGAAGACCCUUGGGCUCAUGUGGAUCUGCCAGAUUUGUAAGGUCCUCCACACUCCUGCAUGUAUUGAGAUGGAAAGGUGCCAAAGAUUUUAUCACCAUACAAGGAUGAUUGGUGCCUGUUCUGCGAAGAAUGACUGCAGCAGGCCUGCCCAUCUACUGUGUAGGUUCUGUUUUUUGGUCUACUGCAAGGAAUGCUGGUUCCGGAACCCACUUGUCUGUAGCUGUGGGCAGUCCUUCUGCAACUCUACAGCUGUUUAAAUCCACACAGUAUGCCAGUGCCACAGCCAUAUUCACAAAUACAACUUUUUUCACAACUAAAUCACUCUGUGUACAUGAGAGACACACUGAUGCUCUAAAACACAUAAAACACUACAAACUACAUUUUGGAGACCCCCUACCACAUGUUUCUCUUCACAACAUUUGGCCUUACAAAAUCCUUGUACAGAUGAAGGGCGUCAAGUAUCACCUUCACCUGAUCCAUUUAACUUUUAAAAUGCAUUCAGGAAUGUGUAAAAGUUUCAGUCAGAGACUAGUUUGCAUUGUUUCCACUGCGGCUUACACAUAAUGUAUUUUCAUAAGAUGUACGUUGCUUUGGAGAAA
Scleropages formosus (Asian bonytongue) is the source of this 2272-nucleotide messenger RNA. It is a transcript of the gene spata2l, whose product is annotated as spermatogenesis associated 2-like. NCBI's taxonomy places the organism in Eukaryota, Metazoa, Chordata, Actinopteri, Osteoglossiformes, Osteoglossidae. Bases 203 to 1930 code for a protein of 575 amino acids. The record is from RefSeq and is a predicted model, not a curated record. Gene Ontology annotation, cellular component: cytoplasm. The transcript has 3 exons.